Molecule: messenger RNA, 2989 nt
Organism: Oldenlandia corymbosa var. corymbosa
Lineage: Eukaryota; Viridiplantae; Streptophyta; Magnoliopsida; Gentianales; Rubiaceae
Source: the annotation of a GenBank genome assembly
UUAAAAGGUCUGUCUUGAUCUGAACUCCGGAGACUGAAGAGAGAAAACAGUAAACCCCAUCAGAGAGAAAACAGAACACAAUGACCGACCUGCGAUCCCCAUUGCCGCCAACUCCUCCUCCGACGUUGCCUCGAUCUACGGCGGACCUGUUCGGGGAUCCCGUUGAUGUAUAUCCGCCAUGGCUAAACCCAACUGCAUUCGUGGGUCCAGAAUUCGACCCUGAAUCAUACAUAUCCGAUCUCCGGGCAUUCGUCCCUCUCGAAACCCUAAGAUCCGAACUCCAAUCGCACUUGAGCUCUCUACAAAAGGAGCUCGUCGAUUUAAUCAACCGGGAUUACUCCGAUUUCGUCAGUCUCAGCACCAAACUGAUCGACAUUGAUGCUUGCGUGGUUCGUAUGCGUGCCCCGUUGCUUGAUAUCAAAGAGAAGAUAUUGGCCUUUCGAGACGCCGUUGAUGCUUCCCUUGUGGCCCUCAAAAGCCGCCUCAAGCAGCGAGCUGACGCUAAUCAGACUAGAGAAGUUCUCGAACUCCUCCUGGAUACCUUCCACGUGGUUUCCAAGGUUGAGAAACUGAUAAAGGAGCUGCCCGAUGUGCCUGUAGAUUUGGCAAAUGGAUAUGUAAAUUCUGGAGCAAAGGACAAUGGCUUUUCCUUACAAAAUGUUGAAAAUGGAACCAGUCUGAGGGAGACUCAAAGCAUGCUUCUGGAGCGGAUUGCUAGUGAGAUGAAUAGACUGAAGUUUUAUAUUGCUCAUGCACAGAAUAUGCCUUUUAUUGAGAACAUGGAGAAGAGGGUGCAGGGUGCUAGCUUGUUAGUUGACACAAGCUUAGGACAUUGUUUCAUAGAUGCCCUUGAACAUAGGGAUGCAAAUGCCAUAUACAAUUGUUUACGGGCAUUUGCAGCUCUUGACAACAUAAAAAAUGCAGAGGAAAUUUUUCGCUCAACUGUGGUCAUGCCUUUCAUGGAGAAAAUAUUUCCAGCAGGGGGAGACGGGAAAUCCACUGAUGAACUUGAGCAAGACUAUCAGAGAAUCAAACAAUUUAUUAAUGAUGACUGUAAAUUUUUGUUGGAAAUAUCGGCCGCAGAAAAUUCCGGAUUGCAUGUGUUUAGUUUUAUAGCGAAUUCUAUACUCAAGGAGGUUCUUUCUGCAAUUCAAAAAGGGAAACCUGGGGCUUUUUCUCCAGGAAGGCCUACGGUGUUUUUGAAGAACUACAAGUCCUCCCUAGAUUUUUUGGCUCAUUUAGAAGGUUAUUAUCACACUAGAUCCGCAGUUGCUAAAUUUCGCUCUGAGGCUGUAUAUGCUGAGUUCAUGAAGCAGUGGAACAUUGGAGUCUACUUUUCUCUAAGGUUUCAGGAAAUUGCUGGAACUUUGGAUGAGUCUCUAAGAGCGGCCAGUCUUGCCCCCGUGCAGGACUUGUCCUCAGAUUCUUCGAACUUUCAAUCUUUGGUGUUGAAACAGAGUGUGUCCCUUUUAGAUUGCUUGAGGGCCUGCUGGCGAGAUGAUGUUCUUGUAAUUUCCUUUGCUGAUAAGUUCCUUCGCUUGACUCUACAACUAUUAUCCAGAUUUUCCAACUGGUUAUCAACUGGAUUGGCUGCACGAAGAUCCAGUAAUGUUGGCUCCAAUCCUGGCACCGAAUGGGCUAUCUCUGCUGUCCCGGAAGACCUCAUUUAUGUAAUAUAUGAUCUGCAUCUCCUGGCGGAUGAGGUUUCUGAUGAUUAUCUUGGUCAUGUUACUGAGCUUCUUCAAUCCUGCCCUACUGAAGUACUUGAUCUUGUGAAACAAAGCAUUUUGCAUGCUGGGAAAUCAUUGCAAGAUCUUCUGCCCCUUGUCAUGAACUCAAUAAUUGACACACUUGUCGAGAAAUCAGUCAAGGACCUGAUGCAGCUAAAAGGAAUAACUGCUACCUACAGGAUGACCAACAAACCUCUUCCAGUUCGGCAUUCUCAGUAUGUUUCUGGUGUAUUGCGUCCAAUAAAGACUUUCUUGGAUGGCGAGCGAGCAUCUAAAUAUUUGACAGCGGAGAUGAAAAAUGACCUCCUGCAGCGCACUGCUUCGGAGAUAACUCGUCGGUACAAUGAGCUAGCUACUGAGCUUGUUAGUGUGACACGAAGGACAGAAUCUUCCCUGCAGAGAAUACGUAUUGGUGCUCAACGGAGAACUGGAACUGGAGCGAGCUCUGAUGUUCCAGAACAAAAUUUGUCCGACACUGAGAAGAUAUGCAUGCAGCUCUUUCUUGAUAUUCAGGAGUACGCUCGAAACCUGGCCGCCCUUGGGGUUGAUGCUCGUAACAUUCCUGAAUACUGUUCAUUGUGGGAGUCUGUGGCACCACCUGACAAGCGGAAUUCUAUAAGUUUCUAGUCCAGCCAGUCUUUCUUGUGAAUAGAACGCUGAGAUCUGAGUGGUAAUAGGUAGAUAGAUAGUCCACAACCAUUUUGUUGCAUUUAGCACACCUUAAUUAAUUACAUGUACAUAACUCUAGUUUUGGCAAGAUGCAAGUAUUCUAUAUUUUUGGUUACACUUGUUAACUGGGAAACCCUUAGAGUUAAUCAAAUAGCGAUUAAUUUGAUUAUUUGAGAUUGAAUUUUUAAGGGAAAGUUUUCCUUGUUCACUUUGUUUCUCCAGUAACCCUAUUUUUGCUACGUUCGAUUUGUGCAUGUCAAUCCUUUGUACAGGUAGAUCUUCUUCAACCCUGAAUGGUCUGGACCAGGAGGGCUUGAUGUGCUAAAAUACAAUUUUUUUGUGGUAAUAUUUGGCAUCUUACAUGCAUGAUUCAACUUAAAUCGGUCACUCUCUCAUCCCUCUCAGCCUUACAAGCUGAGGCCAUGACCUGCACUCCAACAUGCCACCCAAUUUUAUUUAUUCGAACGGAUCUUGAAAUGCUAACAAGAAAUCACCGCCCGAAUAAUCAACCCUCAGAGGUGCAGGAAGUAAUAAUUAGGUUACGACAACUAAUGUCGCCUUUUGAAUCAUGCAUUAUAAUUAAAGUUAGG